AUGUUUUAUGUAAUGUAUCUUACAGGCCUUUGCCAACGACGACAUUGGCCCGACCCUCUCUUCCAAACUUACCGUACACGAUAUGGCUAUGGGUCCACAGUCCGAGUCAACAACCGGGAGUACUCCACAGACGUUGACUACGAAUCUGAAGAACUCGCAAAGAACGCUGCUGCAACUCGAGCCUAUAUGAUCUGUCGCAACUUCUCGGUGAACGACGGGAUGUACCCUGGUCAACGCCCCGGCCAAGGAGGUGUGGUCCAGGGCCUACCUACACCUAUUGGCGCCGGUAGGAGGAACACAUGCUCGUCCAACGACUACGACAGUGUGAGUAACUCAAGUGGCGGCACCAGCCCGAGAAACUCCGAUUGUGGCCUUGACGGUGCAGAGGCGGUAGGAAGACGGUCCAGCAAGUCCUCGACGUCAUCGACGUCAAACUGCUGUUGUGGCCGGGGUGUCGUCCGUGCCUACGAGAGGUGCAACUACUGCCUUCAAGAUGCCGGAUACAGAGUGUGA
Messenger RNA from Cucurbitaria berberidis CBS 394.84, 513 nucleotides. RefSeq lists its product as uncharacterized. The record is from RefSeq and is a predicted model, not a curated record. The transcript is spliced from 2 exons. Lineage: Eukaryota; Fungi; Ascomycota; Dothideomycetes; Pleosporales; Cucurbitariaceae. The coding region runs from base 1 to 513 and encodes 170 amino acids.